GUCCUCCCCUUGCUGUCCUCCCUCUCGAGAACAUGCCUUGGUGAAUACUGCUCCAACGAGAAUCUUCUCGCUGGCUGUCUUAUCCGUCGUGGAGGAGACGGUGUGCACUCCCAUCGCGCUACCCCGCAAUGGCAUCGGCCAAUGAGGAAGGCGCGUCCCCCGCCACUGCCUCAGGCACUCUGCCAGGCCCCAGCAAGGCCCAGAUGCUGGCCAACGUGCUCUCCCUCGCACAGCAGUUCAGCACCUGUGUCGAAGCCUUCAACCUCAUCCACCCGCACAAGGACUCAGACCGCGCGCAGAAGGUCGCCCUGGCCAAGCUCGGCAUCCAGCAAGGCCGCCUCCUCAUCUUCGGCGAUGCGGUAGGCAUCUCAUCACCGCCCGCGACCAUCGCGCGCCACAUGAUUCCUAGCCAUCCUGGUGCCACGAAUCCAGAUCCACACCUGCCUGUCAAUUUCGGCAUCAGGGACCCGCACCUCGAUGACGAUGCUGUCAACCAGAAGGUGCGCGCAGCGUUGGAAGAGAUCGCCGGUCGUCCGUCUCAUCUCUCGCGGGAGGAAUUAAUGGAAAAGUACGGCCUCAAGACGCCGAAGCACUUCGCGAAAAUCGAAUAUCCCGCGCUAGACACAAACCGCCUCGAGGCCUUCCGCGAGAAGUACGCACUCUUGCAGGACCUGGCACGCCAGACCGGCGUAAGGACAGCCGUGCGAGCUCGAGCGAGCAUGACCAUGUCGCACUGGACCGUCCGCGACGUGCUCAAAUUCGACGCCUUUGUCAAAACCGUCAAGACCGAAGUCGACGGCCUGAUCGCUCUGCUCGACGUCAAAGAGCAGAUAGAUCGCGGCAUGCGGACGGAUAUCAAGGCCAUGGCCUGGCAUCCUGAUCUCUCCGGCCCGGUGGUACGCCAGGAUUGGGAGAAGUUGAGACUAAUCAGGGAGGCCGUUAUGGAGGAUUAUCCCGAGUAUGUCGAGGUUACGGACCGGGCGCUCAAGUAUAUCAGUGAGGAGUUGAGGGAUGCGAAGAUUGCGGGCUUGAGGGCGGCAUACGUGCCGCCGAUGGGGAGACGGAAGAGCGAGGAGAAGCCGAAGCCGAAAGCUACGGAGCAGCCUGUGAAGAGCCCGCGGCCCAGCUUGUUUUCGAACUUGCGGUUCCCCUCGUGGGGCAAGAGCCAGAAGUCGAGGUCCAAGAGUAUCGCGUCGCCUUCGUCGGUGGACGAUCAGGAUCCGCAGCGCUCGCUGUCUGAAGACAUCUCGAAGACGGCUACUGAAGAAAACGGGCUUGAACCGAUCCGGUCAAAAUCGCUAUCUGCGAUUCCAGAUGCGCCUGCGCCGUUUAACCUGGAUUCGAGGCUGCAGACCGUGCCUACGCACGAUGAGAGCAAGGACGGCGCGACCGUGCAGGUAGAUCCGACCCUGGCCAGUGUACCCAUGCAUGACGAAAGUAAAGAUGGCGGCAAUGCCCAGGUAGACCAGUUGACGCAUGCGGAUACGGCGAAUAGUCUGAUUGAUCGACAUGAUAUGUACAAGGAUGUGGGGAGGAUUGAGACGAAAGAUAUUAGGGGCAGGACGCAUGAGGUAGAGGGGAGAUGAAUGAAGAAGGGUCGUGUAAGAGAGGUUGCAGGAAGAGGAGGAUUGCGAGGGGAGAGAAUCAGUAUUGCCUUCCGCUUUGCGUGGUUUUGCAUAAGCAGCGUCAGAUACCUUUUUGGUGUGGUGGAGUGCUACCCCAUUUGGUCACAUGUUUUUGAAGGAAGCGGAUAAUGUUUCAAGAUGGACCUAUACAGCGCCGCACAGCAUGCAUCCGCGAUCUCACGUCUCUUUUCCUGUGUCGAACGAUGUGUGACAAUCAGCAUCAACCACCGUCCACCUAGCAGAGAUGGAUUUCGUAGAGCGGAUAUACGUUCUAAAAGAGUAAGAGGUGAGGUUUAGGGGGUUUGCGCUGCGUGAAGGGCCUUCACAUGACAGGACGU
Trematosphaeria pertusa is the source of this 1963-nucleotide messenger RNA. RefSeq lists its product as uncharacterized. The record is from RefSeq and is a predicted model, not a curated record. The transcript has a single exon. Lineage: Eukaryota; Fungi; Ascomycota; Dothideomycetes; Pleosporales; Trematosphaeriaceae. The coding region runs from base 129 to 1586 and encodes 485 amino acids.